AUGGGUACGGUAUGCGAUGUCCGUACUGGACAAUGCCAUUGUCAAGAAGGAGCCACCGGAGCCAGAUGUGAUCAAUGUAUUCAGUCUUACUUGAGGAUUCCCACAUAUGGAUGUCGACGAUGUGACGAAUGCGUUCACCAUUUGGUUGCUGAUGUUGACCGAUUUGGGUACGAUGUCGAGCACUUGAAUCAGUCCAUCUCCAACAUUUCCUCGGCUACUGUAGUUGGUGCUCGGCUUAGCCGUAACUCGAAAAAUGUGGCGAAAUUUGCGGAGAUGGCCGAACUGCUUUCUGGCAGCGAGUACAACAACUUCGUCGGUGAUGCCAGAGGAACGUUGAGCAACAUGUCGCUAUUGUUCAAUUCAGCCGAAAGGUAAGA
This is a messenger RNA of Cylicostephanus goldi, 377 nucleotides long. The record is from the annotation of a GenBank genome assembly. NCBI's taxonomy places the organism in Eukaryota, Metazoa, Nematoda, Chromadorea, Rhabditida, Strongylidae.